Otolemur garnettii (small-eared galago) is the source of this 1014-nucleotide messenger RNA. RefSeq names its product olfactory receptor 5A2. Lineage: Eukaryota; Metazoa; Chordata; Mammalia; Primates; Galagidae. Gene Ontology annotation, biological process: G protein-coupled receptor signaling pathway; sensory perception of smell. The record is from RefSeq and is a predicted model, not a curated record. Gene Ontology annotation, cellular component: membrane. The transcript has a single exon. Gene Ontology annotation, molecular function: odorant binding; olfactory receptor activity; G protein-coupled receptor activity. The coding region runs from base 16 to 987 and encodes 323 amino acids.
GCAGGAAGUGGGCCUAUGGCUGCAGGAAGGAACAACACCACUGUGACAAGAUUCAUCCUCAUGGGAUUUUCGGAUCAUCCUCAAAUGAAGAUGGUCCUUUUCGUGUUAUUUCUGGGGAUCUACCUCCUGACCCUGGCCUGGAACCUGAGCCUCAUCGCCCUCAUCAGGAUGGACGCUCACCUGCACACGCCCAUGUACUUCUUCCUCAGCAAUCUGUCCUUCCUGGACAUCUGCUAUGUGUCUUCCACAGCCCCCAAGAUGCUCUCCACCAUCAUCACAAAGCGGAAAAGCAUUUCCUUCCUUGGCUGUGCCAUGCAGUACUUUGUCUUCUGUGGGAUGGGGCUGACCGAGUGCUUUCUCCUGGCAGCCAUGGCCUAUGACCGGUAUGUGGCCAUCUGCAACCCGCUGCUCUACACAGCCCUGGUAUCCCACACGCUUUGUUUGAAGAUGGUGGCUGGUGCCUAUGUAGGUGGCUUCCUUAGUUCUUUGAUUGAAACCUACUCUAUCUAUCAGCAUACUUUCUGUGGGCCCAACACGAUCAACCACUUCUUCUGUGACCUCCCCCCGGUUCUGGCUCUGUCCUGCUCUGAUACCUUCACCACCCAGGUGAUGACCUUCGCUGUGGGUGUUCUCGUGGGAGUGGCAUCUGUCUUUGUGGUCCUCAUCUCCUAUGGUUAUAUUGUUGUUGCGGUUCUGAAGAUCAGCUCAGCUAAAGGUAGGACCAAGGCCUUCAGCACCUGUGCCUCUCACCUGACCACCGUGACCCUCUUCUAUGGUUCUGGUUUCUUCAUGUAUAUGCGACCUAGUUCCAGCUACUCCCUAAAUCGGGACAAGGUAGUGUCUGUAUUUUAUGCUGUGGUGAUCCCCAUGGCGAAUCCCAUCAUAUACAGUUUUAGGAAUAAGGAGAUUAAAAAUGCCAUAAGAAAAGCUAUGAAAAGGAAUCAUAGGCUUUCUCACCCGCGUUCAUUUUUUCUGACCUUGGGCUAAUAUUUACAAUGAAGCCAUGGCCUGGGU